This is a messenger RNA of Funneliformis mosseae, 3693 nucleotides long. Lineage: Eukaryota; Fungi; Glomeromycota; Glomeromycetes; Glomerales; Glomeraceae. The record is from the annotation of a GenBank genome assembly.
AUGCAGAUGUUAACAAAGUUCGAGUCAAAAAGUAAUCGUGUCAAAGGAAUCGCAUUUCAUCCUAAACGUCCAUGGAUUCUUGCUUCCCUUCACAAUGGUUGUAUACAAUUAUGGGAUUAUCGUAUGGGAACUCUUCUGGAACGAUUUGAUGAACAUGAUGGUCCUGUUCGCGGAAUUGCUUUUCAUCCAACACAGCCAUUAUUUGUAUCAGGUGGCGAUGAUUAUAAGAUUAAAGUGUGGAACUAUAAAACUCGUAAAUGCUUAUUUACUUUGAAUGGGCAUUUGGAUUAUGUUCGAACUGUUUUCUUUCAUCACGAAUACCCUUGGAUCCUUAGUGCUUCUGAUGAUCAAACGAUUCGAAUUUGGAAUUGGCAGUCAAGAAAUUGCAUUGCGAUUCUGACAGGUCAUAAUCAUUACGUUAUGUGUGCACAAUUUCAUCCAAAAGAAGAUUUAGUUGUAUCUGCAUCUUUAGAUCAAACUGUAAGAGUUUGGGAUAUUUCAGGCCUCAGGAAAAAGAAUGCAGCACCUAGUUCUAUGUCGUUUGAAGAUAGUAUGCAUAGAUCAGCUGCGACCCAAGCUGAUAUUUUUGGCAGCACAGACGCGAUUGUUAAAUAUGUUUUAGAAGGCCAUGAUCGUGGUGUAAAUUGGGCGACUUUCCAUCCUACUCUUCCUUUAAUUGUAUCAGCUGGAGAUGACCGUCAAAUAAAAUUAUGGCGAAUGAAUGAUACUAAAGCCUGGGAAGUUGAUACCUGUCGUGGUCAUUUUAAUAAUGUAUCCGCUGCUCUCUUUCAUCCCAGACAGGAGUUGAUUAUUUCUGACGCUGAGGAUAAAACAAUUCGUGUUUGGGAUGUGUCAAAAAGAACUCUUGUCCAAACUUUUAGACGAGAACAUGAUAGAUUCUGGGUUUUGACAGCUCAUCCUGAAUUAAAUCUAUUUGCGGCCGGUCAUGACAAUGGUCUUAUUGUAUUUAAACUUGAAAGGGAGCGUCCAGCAUAUGCUGUACAUCAAAACAAUUUGUUUUAUAUCAAGGACAAAUAUUUGCGUGUUUUUGAUUUCGCCAAUGCAUCAGACGUAUCAGUACUUUCUGUACGAAAAAUUGGUGGUCAAUAUGUUCAUCCACGGGCUUUGUCGUUUAAUCCUGCCGAGCGUGCUGUUAUAAUCACAACGCCUACGGACGGUGGUACGUUCGAUUUGUUUCAUUUACCCAAAGAUUUUAGUGGCGAACCACGAGAGGCCUCGACGGAUGGUAAACGCGGUACUGGUAAUUCAGCAAUAUUCAUCGCUAGAAAUCGAUUUGCAGUUCUUGAUAAGACGCGUCAGCAAAUUGAAAUCCGUGACUUGUCAAAUGUUACAACAAAAUCGGUUAAACCUCCGGCAACUGUUAAUGAGAUAUUUAGUGCUGGUAGUAGUAACCUUUUACUUCUUAGCACGUCUACUUCAGUUAUUUUGUAUGACAUUCAACAACGUCAAACCGUUGCCGAAAUCAAUACACCUCCCGUCAAAUAUGUUGUAUGGUCUUCUGAUAAUAACCAAGUGGCUCUCCUAAGCAAACAUACGAUAACCAUCGCUAACAAGAAUUUAGAACAAAGUUGUUUGAUUCAUGAAACAAUUAGAAUCAAAAGUGGUGCAUGGGAAGAUGCGGGUAUAUUCGUAUAUUCCACUCUUAAUCAUAUCAAAUAUGCUCUUCCACAAGGUGAUAAUGGUAUUAUCCGUACUCUUGAUCAGCCAGUGUAUUUAACCAAAGUUAAAAGCAAGAACGUUCAUUGCCUAGACAGAGAUGGUAAGACACGUGUAAUUAGCAUAGAUCCAACAGAAUAUCGAUUCAAACUUGCACUCAUAAAGCGCAAUUACGACGAGGUACUGCAAAUUAUCCGCAACUCGAACUUGGUUGGGCAGGCUAUUAUUGCAUAUUUACAAAAAAAGGGAUAUCCAGAGAUCGCUUUACAUUUUGUGAGAGAUCAUAAAACUCGAUUUGAUCUUGCAUUGGAAUGCGGCAAUAUCGAAGUUGCAUUGGAAACCGCAAAAGCGAUGGAUCGAGAUGAUUGUUGGAAUAAAUUAGGCGCUGAAGCAUUACGUCAAGGCAAUCAUAUGGUCGUUGAAAUGGCAUAUCAAAGGAUUAAAAAUUUUGAUCGCCUUUCGUUUUUAUACUUGGUAACCGGUAAUGGCGAGAAAUUGAGAAAGAUGUUAAAGAUUGCCGAGUUACGAAAUGAUAAUAUGUCUAGAUUCCAUAAUUCACUAUACUUGGGUGAUGUUGAAGAGCGUAUUCGACUUUUAAAGGAAGUCGGUCAAUUACCAUUGGCAUAUCUUACCGCUCAUAAUCAUGGUCUCACGGAAGAAGCUGAAUCAAUUUUGGUUUCUGCUGGACUCAAUGUUGAAGAUAUUACGGAUUUGCCAGCACCUGGACAAUUACUUAAAUCUCCUACACCAAUAGUUAAACAUAAUGAUUCUAAUUGGCCAUUAUUAACAGUAUCACGUUCAUUCUUUGAUAGCGCCUUUACUAACCCUGAUAAUAAUUCAAUUGCUGCCCCUCUCACUUUCGCCGAUGCUAAUGAAAGCAUUGAUGAGAUUGGAGGAGAUUGGGGAGGUGAUGACGAUCUCGGAUUCAAUGUUAGUGAAAAGGUUGAUGAUCAACGAACUGAAGGUGAUGUCCUCGAAGAGGGAUCUGGAUGGGAUAUUGACGCUGACCUCAAUGUUCAACUUGACAAAGAAAUUGCCCAAGAACUUGCUAAUGGUGCACAGAGUGAAUUUGUACCUCCAACUUCAGGUACUAAUGAAUCCGAAUUAUGGAUAAAAAAUUCUCCUUUAGCUGCUGAUCAUGUUGCCGCUGGAUCAUUCGAAACUGCUAUGCAGCUUCUUAACAGACAAGUUGGCGCGGUUAAUUUUGAACCAUUAAAAUCACACUUUUUGAAAACUUUUCAAGCAACCCGAACAUAUUUACCUUGUAAUGUUAUUCUUCCACCUCUGGUAUAUCAUAUUAGACGAAAUCCUGAAGAAACAGAGACCCGUAGGGUGUUGCCUAUUCUCCCAUGUAACUUUCAAACAAUCAUUUCGGUACAUCUACAAGAUGCUUAUAAGACAACUACUGCUGGUAAAUUCCAGGAUUCUACAAUACAAUUCAAAAAUAUCAUUCAUUCGAUUUUAUUAAUUGCGGUAUCCAAAAAAUCAGAAGUUGAUGAGGUACAUCAACUCAUUGAAGUAUGUCGUGAAUAUAUUGUUGGUCUCUCAAUGGAACAAGCACGCCGUAAAUUUACAUUAGAUAACCCAGAAAAUACAAAGCGCGCUUUAGAAUUAGCAGCGUACUUUACUCAUUGUCAAUUACAGCCAGCUCAUUUACAACUAAGUCUGCGGUCUGCAAUGACAUUAAGUUUCAAAGCAAAAAACUGUUUAACGGCUUCAAUGUUCGCUAGACGAUUAUUAGAAUUAGCACCGCCACCACAGGUUGCCACUUCGGCUCGUCAGAUUCAAAAAAUCACAGAUAAAACUCCAAAUGAUGAAAUUACCUUAGAUUAUGACCAAUACAAUCCAUUUGUAGUUUGUGCUAAAUCAUAUACACCUAUCUACAAAGGUAGUCCUUCGGUAGAGUGUCCAUAUUGUCAUGCAUCAUAUUUAACCGAACAUCAAGGUAAACUUUGUACUGUGUGUGAUGUAUCACAAAUUGGUGCUAAUGCCGCUGGUCUAAAGGUUCAUGUGUAG